CGUCAAUAUGGUCAUCGAUUGCGAAUUCAGCGAGGACACAUCUACUAACGAAAUACGAAUUCCGUAACAUGUCUGAUGACGAGCCCGAGAUAAGAAAACUUCAUACAGGAUUCAUCAUUUGAUCCUAAGCACCCGAUUAUCAAAGUUAUUCACGUUUCACAAUCAUAACUAUUGUUACUUUGAGUUUCAUUAUCCUGUUCCGAUCUGUUCCACAUUUGCUUUUGAUGUCAAGGUCGGAAUGUCCACCUUCCGUUUUGAUCAUCCGCAUUGGCAUUUUCGUACCUAUUUCCUUCUAUUAUAAAGAAACGCCAGGAAAACACACCCGGUUUCCUUACGGUCGUUGACGUUACACGCUCUUUUUCACUAAGUUAUUGCUAACCAUGAAUUCAAACCUCAUUAGCUUUUUGACAAUCUGUCUGGGAUUCUGCAACGCCAAUCUCUCGCAGAAUGGUCCAAACGGUCCUACUUCAUCUAUCGUCCCCAGUCCUCCAAGAAACUCUACCGACUUACCACUCGGCCCGCAGACUUGGAACGCCCUGAAAAUAGACGACUACCUGGCUAAUUAUCCCGGGGGAUCGAACUUGACUCUUCAGGACUAUGCCUUUUCACAUCAAGCCCAGAACUUUAUCUGUGGAAUCGGUGAAGGUUGCCAUGCAGGCCAGCUUGGUAAUCCGGUAGCAGCGCCGGACUGGUACGUGUUGUACGCGGCCCAGGAAUGGAACGCCGUCCAAAAUUCUAUUUACACUGCCAUCGGUUUCGCGGUUUCAAUGGUCCAAGCCACUGCGGGAAGCAUGGUCACAGAUUUAUUUGGCACCAAGUCACACUCUAUCUUCUUCCGAUUACAAGACCUUUUCGUUUUACUCAGUGGCCUCGCCUUCACGGUCGCUGUACUCAGUAUUAUCAUCCCCGGCCCACCCGGCCUGAUAGCUGCUAGUGUGAUUGCUGGGGCAAUCGCAGCGGGUACUAGUACGGUGUUCACCGGGAUCAAUCUGUAUCAAAGCUGGGACCGCACCCCUGAUGGCUUCACUCGGUGGUCCUCAUAUGUUUACUAUCUCUCAGAGUGGCAAUCUAAAGUCCAAGAUAAACUGGCAAAUAUGACCAGCACCACUAUCCAAUCCGGCAUUUCUUCGCUUCCGGGAAUCGCAAACGCUCUAAAAGGAGGGGUCUUCCUGAACAACACGCAGAUCGAGGAGCAGCAGAAUGUUCAAAAGCAAAUCGAACAAACAUUAACCGUCCGAAUUUUGGUCGACAUCCUGCGGACUCAGGGUGGUUAUGUAACUUACAAAAGUGAUCCAUGCAAUGGUAAAGGUCCAAACGGCGCAUGGCGUGGAGACGACGUUCUGUCUUUUUGUAAGGAUGGAACAAUGAUGAACAUUGUCAAAGCCAAGGGCAAAAAAACCGACAACAAAUGGUUUAACGCUCGGGUCAUUGCGGACAAGUACAACAUCACCACCGAAUAUCUUGUUACUCAAUCCUGGAAUUGCUUCCAGAAAUACAAAGCCUUCAACUACGAUCCUUACCGCAAUGGAACACUCCCCACAGACGUGAACGCCGAGUGUGUGGCCAACCUCCCAGUUUGUGAUUGCACUGACCCAGCAAUCAAAAAAGCUCGUCGGAAGGGUCACACUACCACACGUGCCUGUCGGGAUCAAGGCAAACUUCCAAUCUAGAACCACCUCCCAUUUUCUAUAUAUACCUAUAUAUCUAACAACCAUUGUCAAUACGCUAAAAAAGCUUUGGAUUUCGCUAAAUCGUGCCUACUAGACCUUCAGCACGUUCACCUUUUUCAUUUCUUCCGUUGAUUGGGAUUUCUUGGAUAUAGUCUUUCUAGAAUGUCAAAGUUAAAUCUUUAUGGCUAUCAAAGUACCAAGUUUAUGAAUUUAUUUUUGAAACAUUACCUUCACUUCCCUCAUUGCAAAAAAACAUUUGCCCCUGUUUUUUGAAAAGGAAAAACCAAUAAAGUUGGACUUGAUUAUUGAUACACUCUACAGUCACCUGUUGGUGUGAACUGGGGCAGAGA
Messenger RNA from Puccinia graminis f. sp. tritici CRL 75-36-700-3, 2020 nucleotides. RefSeq lists its product as uncharacterized. Bases 381 to 1670 code for a protein of 429 amino acids. The record is from RefSeq and is a predicted model, not a curated record. The transcript has 11 exons. NCBI's taxonomy places the organism in Eukaryota, Fungi, Basidiomycota, Pucciniomycetes, Pucciniales, Pucciniaceae.